AUGGAUCCAGAAAGAGAGAUCGAAGAAGCAGCGCAGUUGGUCACAUCCGAACCGGUCUCCUACCUCGACAUCCUGACACCAUCGGCGAUCCCAGCCUGUGAAGAUCCGCUUGCCUACGUCCCAGAAGCAAAGACACUGCUCGAAGCGGAUGCAGAGGAAGAGCUGCUACAGCGACAAGAUCAGCGUCGUAAGCUCGCCGAGCAAGAGAGCUUGCGCGGCGUCCUUUACCGAGCGCGUGCGUGGGUGCAACAUCACUUGACUGUGGGCGGAGGAAUCAGGCUCACAAAUCUCCAACGCGGACUGCUCAAAUGCUUUAUCGCAUACUUUCUCGCUUCGCUGUGUACCUUUUCCCCCGUGCUGUCUAGGCGGCUCGCUAUGCUGCUUCCAAAUCACGACCCGGACAAAAAGGUGCCAAUCUCCAAUCUGCACAUGAUCGCUACUGUUUCAGUCUAUUUCCACCCCGCCAAGACGCUCGGCGCCAUGCUCGAGGCAGACAUGUAUGCCCUGGUCGGAUUUGUCUACUCUCUACUGUUGACCACGCUGUCGAUGCUCACCGCUGUCUUCUUGCACAACCUCGAUCUUGCGCUGCUGUCAAACUUCCUCAUCGUCUCCAUCUUCCUCGGCGGGGGAAUGGGGUUUAUGGCGUGGGCAAAAGUGCGCAUGGCAAGCCCGUCAUUCAACACGGCCUGCAGCAUGAUCGGCAUUGUCGUCUUCACCGUCAUGAUCAAGGAAGGCGCCGCGCACCUCGGCCGCUUUUCGAGCGACAAGAGCCUGCAAGUGACCAUCUGUGUCAUCAGCGGCGUGUUCAUCUCCAACCUCAUUUGCUUUGCCAUCGGCCCGCAGAGCGCCACAAAGGCACUGCAAGCAGAUAUUAGGCGCAACUUGACCGGCUUCGCGACCUUGCUCAAGGUGCUCACCAAGACCUUCUUGUUGGACGACCCGCGGAACUUCAGCCUUGACAGCGAGCGCAUCAAGCAGGCAAUCGACGACCACCACACCAGUUUCACUUCGCUCAAGAAAAACCUACGCGAGGCGCAGAUGGAACGCAUGCUCGACGCACGCAUGCGAGGCCAGGCGCCCGCCCGCUAUGCCGACGUCGUCGGCAGCAUGAACCGCCUCGCGCAGCAUCUCGGCGGUCUCAGGAGUAGCUGUGGCUUGCAACAGAGGAUCAUCUCCAAGCAGAAGGAGGCAACGGCAGCGGCGGCGAAGCAAGCUGCAAUGGAAAGUGAAGCUGCUGCGCGCCGACCAGAGGCGGGAGGAGAAGAUCCGUUCGCUGCUGGAGAGGCAGAGGUUGACGCUGACAAUGAUGGACAGUGGAAAGCUAGGACAGACGCUUUCGGCGACUUUGUGCAGUUCAUUGGUCCACAUAUGCGCAGCUUGGUUUUCACAAGCAGUCGCACACUUCGCAAUCUGCGCUCCGCUUUCUUGACGGCAGGCGACGUGGCACUACCAGAGGUUCGCGGGAACGAACAACACAAUGUUGCCCGGGAGGCUUCUUUUGCCAGUACCGCCACGCAGCCGCCACAACACAACCACUACAUUCCAGGCAGUAGCUUCACGUUGCUAUCUGAGGACGUUCGUCUUGCUCUUGAGCGUUUUCGUCACGAGCAGAGCAUUUCGAUCAAACGGAUUUACGAGAACACUAUGUAUGACGAAUGCAGGUCCGUCGAUCAGCUGGAGGCUGUCGCAAGAGCGACGAAAAGCUUGGCCGACGAAGAGAUCAUGCCGGAUGAGCAGGUCUUCCUUGUCUUUUUCUUUGUCUUCAACUUGGAGGAGUUCGCAAAAGAAUUGCAGUAUCUCACUGCUGCACUGGAACAGAUCCGUCAGCAAGAGGAGCGCAUAGUCCGGCGCAGGGCAAUGCCUAUGCAACAAUGGCUGAAAUCUUUAUGUACUUGCGACAGCAUGCCCUCCUUCAGUCUGCGUGGCAGGAGGCACAGCUGCAGACAGGGAAGGCGAAAAAUGAAGGAGCCUCAGGUCACCUUCCCAGACUACCGGCCACACCAAGUGAACACCGGCCAAACGCCUGCGGCAGAUACAUUGAAUAUGCGCAUGUCGCGCGUCAUUUGGUCUCUUGGCAACUUUCUGCGGAGGCCCGAUAUCAAGUUUUCCAUCAAGACGGGUGUUGGCGCUGCGCUCAUGGCAGCGCCCGCGUUUAUCCAUGCCACACGUCCCAUCUUCAAGGACUACCAGGGCCAAUGGGCGCUUGUGAGCUACAUGAUCGUCAUGUCACCCACCGUGGGCCAGAGCAACCAGAUGAGUUUCCAGCGCAUUGCUGGGACAGUGAUCGGAGCCGGCGCAGCCUACACCGCCUAUACGCUCUUCCCGGAUAACAACGUCGCGCUGCCAAUCUUUGGCGCGCUUUUCUCCGUCCCGUGCUUUUGGGCGAUCGUGGCCAAACCCCAGCACGCAUCGGCAGGCCGCUUCGUCCUGCUGACGUACAAUUUGACGGCACUGUACAGCUACAACCUGCGCAAGCUCGGGAUCGAAGUGGAGCAAAUCGCGAUCAAGCGCAUGAUCUCCGUCAUCAUUGGCGUCACGUGGGCUUCGCUGCUCACACAUCUCGUCUGGCCCAUGGAGGCACGAAGGCAACUUGCGGAGGGUAUGGCGGACCUCAUGUUCAAACUCUCCUACCUUUAUCAGCGUCUUGUGCUUAGCUACUCGGCAGAACCACCGGACCGGCCAGCGACGAUGCCGCAGCACGAUUGGGAAGGGGAUGAGGAGAGCCGGCCGCUGCUGGCCCCGGAUGAAGGCUCUAGGCAGCGAGACCAAUUCCAGCCUUUGGAGCUGCAGUUGCAAGUAGCAAUUAUUCGACUGGAAGGGCUGCUUGUGCAGACCAAGCAUGAGCCGCGUCUGAAAGGGCCAUUCCCCAUCGCCAAGUACAAAGCGAUGAUCAACAGCUGCCAGAGCAUAUUAGACAAGCUGCACAGCAUGCGCUGCGUCACGGGUCGGGAUGCGUGGCAUCACCUGGUACGGCGCGACUUUGUCAUUCCGGUCAACCCGUACCGGCGAGAGAUGGUCGGCAACGUGCUGUUGUAUUUCUACAUCCUCGGCAGCGCGUUCCACCUCAAGAGCCCGCUGCCGCCGUACUUGCCCGCGGCAAAUGCGGCGCGCAAGGCACUGCUGGAGCGUAUCCGCGCGCUGCCGGUCGUGCGCAAGCGGCAGGUGCGCGGAGGGACGGAGUACCUGUUGUUCUACUCGUACGCGCUCGCAAUGAAGGAGGUCAUUGAGCAGCUCGAGCACUUAGGCCGCAUCGCACAGGACAACUUUGGCGUCCUCGGCGGCGGCGUCGAGUCGUUUGAGCAGCAGUUCAGACACGCACCGGCGUCCACUGCCGCCACGCCACGCCUCUCGACGAUCGGGAUAUCCGCGAGCGAACAGCAGCGCUGA
Molecule: messenger RNA, 3387 nt
Organism: Tilletiaria anomala UBC 951
Lineage: Eukaryota; Fungi; Basidiomycota; Exobasidiomycetes; Georgefischeriales; Tilletiariaceae
Exons: 4
Coding region: 1-3387 (1128 amino acids)
Source: RefSeq, a predicted model, not a curated record